GGGCACAGCGGCUCCGAGCGCCCCGGGACCGGCCGCCCCUGCCCCGGGCUCGGGCUGCAGCUCCUCCUGCUCCUCCCCGGCACGAUGCGCGCAGGACAUUAGCGGCUCCGGAGCACUUUGAGUUGCUCCCACCCCGCUCCGUGGGAUUAAUCUAUCCUUUUGGAGGUUAUUUUCGGCAAGCAGCCUCGCAGGCGGGCAGAGCGGCCGGAGGAAGAGCCCGCGGCAGGGGAGGGAUGCGGGAGCAGGGCAGCGGAGCCGGGCGGGACUGAGCCACCCGCAGAGGAGAGGAGGAGAGGGAAGGAGAAGAGAGGAGAGGAGAGGAGAGCUGCCCUGCUCCCUGCUCCCGUGCCGGGCUGCCUGCAUGGCUCCCGGGCACUGUGGAGAUUGUGGGGGCUGCUGCUGCUGAGCAACCAUCCAUCGCUUUAAACUCAGCCUCAACUUAGCGCAGCAGGCAAGAAUGGCAAAGCCACUGGAGCUUUGGAGCUGCCAGGAGAGCCGGGGAACCUGGGUUUUGGUCGCUGCUGUCUAAUAAAUGGGAGUAAAAUGGAAUUUCUUACCUGGGUUUUUCCUGCCUUGAUUCUACUGUGCACCCAACAGCACAGGUGUAUCAGAGCUAUGAGUGACAUUGGAGAUUACAUAGGUUCCAACAUUGAAAUCUCCUGGUUGCCCAACCUGGAUGAUUUGAUGAAAGGGUAUGCACGAAAUUUCAGGCCUGGGAUUGGAGGUCCUCCUGUUAAUGUUGCUCUGGCAAUUGAAGUAGCCAGCAUUGACCACAUCUCAGAAGUGAACAUGGAAUACACCAUGACAGUAUUUUUGCACCAGAGCUGGCGAGACGAUCGUCUGUCUUACAACCACACCAACGAAACUCUGGGCUUGGACAGCAGGUUUGUGGACAAGCUCUGGUUGCCAGAUACUUUCAUAGUCAAUGCCAAGUCUGCCUGGUUCCAUGAUGUGACUGUGGAAAACAAACUUAUCAGGCUCCAGCCAGAUGGAGUCAUUUUAUACAGCAUCAGGAUUACCUCAACAGUGGCCUGUGACAUGGACCUUUCCAAAUACCCAAUGGAUGAGCAGGAAUGCAUGUUGGAUUUGGAGAGCUAUGGCUACUCUUCAGAGGACAUUGUCUACCACUGGUCAGAAAACCAGGAGGAGAUCCAUGGGCUGGAUAAGCUGCAGCUUGCUCAAUUCACAAUUACCAAUUACCAGUUCACAACAGAAAUUAUGAACUUCAAAUCUGCAGGUCAGUUUCCCAGGCUCAGUCUCCACUUCCACCUUCGGCGAAAUCGAGGAGUUUACAUCAUCCAGUCUUAUGUCCCUUCCAUCCUACUGGUGGCCAUGUCGUGGGUGUCCUUCUGGAUCAGCCAGUCAGCUGUGCCUGCCAGGGUGUCACUAGGCAUCACCACUGUUCUUACAAUGACCACUCUGAUGGUCAGUGCCCGAUCCUCGCUCCCACGAGCCUCUGCCAUCAAGGCACUGGAUGUUUACUUCUGGAUCUGCUACGUGUUUGUCUUUGCUGCGCUGGUGGAAUAUGCCUUUGCACAUUUCAAUGCUGACUACAUGAAAAAGCAGAAGAACAAGAUAAAGGCGAGAAGGCAGAGUGCAGAGAUCAACGUGAAGAAUGCCAUUGUUCUGUUUUCCCUCUCCAUAGCUGGUGUGAGCCAGGAACUGGCCAUUUCCAACAGGCAGCACCGAAUUCCCAGAAGCCUGCCUGGAUCAUAUGGCACAAUAGAAAUAGAAACUGGAGAGACAAAACAGCAGCAGGGAAUGAAACUGGACAAAAAGACUGGCCUGAAGUCCCUCUUUAAGCCCAUUGAUGCUGACACCAUUGACAUUUAUGCCAGAGCCGUGUUCCCAGCAGCCUUUGCAGCAGUCAAUGUUAUAUACUGGGUUGCAUACACAAUGUAAAGGCAACAAAAAAAGGAAAAUUCUUCCCUAGACCUACAAACUGAACAAUACCCACAGGCUAAAAAGCCCUCACUGAAACUGAAUUGAAGCACCUCUUCUCGAAGUAUUUUCCAAUGAGCUCAAACACUUCCAAAGUCAAGGUCCUGCUAUGAAUUCCUACUUAAAGCAGCAAUUUAUUGCUGACCUGAUUUGAUACGUAAGACUGCACUCUGCCAAACAAUUCCAGCUCUUCCUUUCCUGUAAUACCAUGAGACAACUUUUCAUAUGUACAUAUUUGUAGCAAAAGUUUAAAUCUUAAAUGACCAUGGUUUUCCUCCACUUCAAGGUUGAUCAGUAAUGAAGAUUUGGCUUUUCACACUCAGAUAAUUUCCUUUUUAUUUGUAAUGAAAGAGCUCAUUCCUCACUUCUGCACGAGUGGUUUUCUGCAUCUGUGGGCUGGUCUAGGUUUAACAGUAGUGCUAAAGUUGGAGUUUUUAAUCAGAAAAAUCUCAUGAACAAAGAAAAAGGGAAUAGAGGGGAGUGGAGGUUUUUUCUUAAAAUAUUAUUUGUCUUGGAUAAAGUAUUGAAAAAUUUCAAUGCUCUUAGUCACAGCAUGAAAUAAAAUAUACUACAUAAAAUUCUA
Messenger RNA from Onychostruthus taczanowskii (white-rumped snowfinch), 2524 nucleotides. RefSeq names its product gamma-aminobutyric acid type A receptor subunit delta (gene GABRD). Gene Ontology annotation, cellular component: membrane; GABA-A receptor complex; synapse. Gene Ontology annotation, molecular function: neurotransmitter receptor activity; extracellular ligand-gated monoatomic ion channel activity; GABA-A receptor activity. Lineage: Eukaryota; Metazoa; Chordata; Aves; Passeriformes; Passeridae. The coding region runs from base 544 to 1902 and encodes 452 amino acids. The transcript is spliced from 9 exons. Gene Ontology annotation, biological process: chemical synaptic transmission; regulation of membrane potential; nervous system process. The record is from RefSeq and is a predicted model, not a curated record.